Messenger RNA from Malania oleifera, 1761 nucleotides. Its product is annotated as transmembrane 9 superfamily member 2-like. The transcript has 10 exons. Lineage: Eukaryota; Viridiplantae; Streptophyta; Magnoliopsida; Santalales; Ximeniaceae. Gene Ontology annotation, biological process: protein localization to membrane. The record is from RefSeq and is a predicted model, not a curated record. Gene Ontology annotation, cellular component: membrane. The coding region runs from base 1 to 1761 and encodes 586 amino acids.
AUGGCGCAAAGGCCUGGGGCGAGCUUCAUUGCUCUGCUGCUCACAGCUCUGGUGAUGUCUGUUCAACCCGAUACUACUGCUAAUUCGGAGAAUCCUCUCUACAAGGAUGGAGAUCGUAUCCCAUUGUUCGCCAAUAAAAUUUUUCCUGCUGACGAUCCAUGUGAUGCUCUUCCAUACUUUCAUUUGCCAUUCUGCCCUCCAGGAAGCAUAAUAACCAACAGGAAGAGAACCUUUGAAGAAGUUUUAGCUGGUGAUUGUUUCACUAAUACCCAAUAUGAGUUGACAUUCAAGAAGGAGAAAAUUAGAGAAAUAUUAUGCGAGAAGAACCUGACGAAAGAUGAAGUUGCGAAGUUCAGGCAUGCUGCAGAAAACAGAUUUGAGUUUGUCAUGUACUAUAACAGCAUUCGCUUGCAGACCGUUGUGGGGAAGGUUGUAAAAGCUCUUGGGGAUGCCAAUGAAAGACCUAGGGGCCAAGUGAUGGACAUGUCUGUUAUGUGCGAUUUCGAUUCUGAUCUGGAUGUAACUGAAGAUGUUCCAGUUAAAGUCAACUUCACUUAUUCUGUUUUCUGGAGAGAACUCAAUGAAAGCUCAGUGAACUGGCCUACAGAGCAAGGAGAUUGGGAAAAUAUUCUUAUGUUCUUAUUUAGAGCCUGCAUUAUUGUCAUCUGGAUUGGGUUGCUUCUUGAAGUAGCAAUGCAAUACUUGUCGGGUUAUUUCACUCGGUAUUCUGAUGGAGACAUAGAAGAAGCCAAGCCAGGGAAAAUAAAUAUGAAGCAAAUUCAUGGGGAUUCAUGCCGAUGUCCUCCAUAUCCAUCCUUGCUUGGUGCCGUCCUGGGUGUUGUUUCUGGGUACAUCGCCACUUCAUUCCAUGUUCAAUUUACUGCUAUUGGAUGGAAAGAAUGUAUUUUCCAGACUGGGGUCCUUUACUCUGUUCCAGUUUUCCUUACAGUUGCUUAUGUUGCCACAAUAGUGGCAAUAGGUGAAGGGGUUGUGAUUCUACCUAAAUUUGGUACGGUGGUCACAAUUUUUGUUGUAUGGGCACUUUGCACCACCUCAUUACUGACGUUGGGUGGCAACAUUGGAUAUGCAUAUGGACCUUCUGAAUCUCAAGCACCUUGUACUUCUAGAUCAAGAGCCAUAAGAGAGGUUCCUCGGCUAUCUUGGUACAUGAGGACACCUGCCCAAAUGUUUCUUGGGGGCAUCCUACCUUUCCUUGCCGUCUUCUUGGAGAUGGAUAAUAUCUAUGCUAGCUUGUGGAGCCAUAAAGUCUGCGGAACAUUCAGCACAUUGGUGAUGGCUUUUGUCUUGGCCAUGACGCUGACUGUGAUUAUCAGCAUGUUUUUUGCGCACCUACAGCAGCUGAAGCAAGAUAAUCAGUGGUGGUGGAGAGGGUUCGGCAAGUCUAGAGGCUGGUUAAAGAAGCUGAUUAAUAAGUUUAAUGUUGGUUUGUUUGUUAUUUCAAAACCUUUCGCGGCUGAGGAGAGGAUGAUGAUUUCUGGGUGGUUCUUCAAGGAAGGCCAAAGGAUGUUGGUGAGUUUGCCUAUGCCAAAUGUUCUUAUGUUGAAAGAAGAGAAUUUUGGUGGCAACUGGAGAAGUGCCAAAUUUCAAAUUUUCCUUGGCCCUCGUAUGUCAUGGUGCAAUGGUCAUGAAGGGGUGGCUCGUAGGUGGGCUAAGCUUGAUCAAGUUCUCAUUAAUAAUGCUUUUUCCAACCUCUGGUUCAGCUCAAUUCAAAUAUCUAAGUCGGAAAUCCUCAAAUCAUGA